This is a messenger RNA of Oikopleura dioica, 3159 nucleotides long. NCBI's taxonomy places the organism in Eukaryota, Metazoa, Chordata, Appendicularia, Copelata, Oikopleuridae. The record is from the annotation of a GenBank genome assembly.
AUGAUGUCAAUUAUUGACUACAGAUAUCAGAGUUCUCAUAAAAAGCCUUUCCAGUCCUCAUAUCAAUUCAAUUUCAACAAGAACAAAACACACAACCCAAACAAAUCAGCUCGCGAACAACUGUUAGAGCAAGCCCACCGGGAGUAUCAAAACUGCGACUAUGUUAGCGCUGAAAUUCACUGCAGACAGGUGUAUCAAACAGACCCUCAAUCACCCGCUGUGCUGCUUCUGCUGAGUUCGAUUUAUUUCCAAAAGCGGUUGCUUGACGAUUCGGCCUACUUUUCCCGCGAGGCGAUAAGAGUCAACCCCACCCUUGCCGAAGCCUAUAGUAAUUUGGGCAAUGUUCACAAAGAACAAGGCGAUGUCCAACAAGCGCUAGAAUUCUACAAAUAUGCAGUUAGCCUCAAACCUGACUUCAUAGACGGCUAUGUGAACUUGGCUGCUGCUCUGACCUCGAUCCAGGACUACGAAGGCGCGAUUAAAGCUCACAUGGAAGCCCUGCAGAUAAACCCAAAUUUGUAUGGGGUCCGUUCGGACCUCGGGAACAUCUUCAAGUCCUUAGGGCGACUUGAGGAGGCCGAAGAAUGCUACCAGAAAGCUAUCCAGUGUAAUCCAAACUUCGCAGUUGCUUACAGUAACUUGGGCUGCGUUUACAACCAGCGCGGCGACAUUUGGUUAGCAAUUCACAACUUUGAAAAGGCAGUCAAACUCGACUCUACGUUCUUGGAUGCGUUUAUCAACCUUGGAAACAUGUUCAAAGAAGCUCGAAUCUUUGACAGAGCAGUCAAUGCAUAUCAACGAGCUCUAGCUCUCAAUCACCAACACGCUGUUGUUCAUGGGAACCUUGCGUCAGUCUACUACGAACAAAGUAGACUUGAUCUUGCGAUUGAAACUUACAGAAUAGCCAUCAGGCUUCAGCCAAACUUCCCAGACGCAUAUUGCAACCUUGCUAAUGCACUGAAAGACCGCCUUUUGGUCUCCGAAGCCGAAAGCUGCUACGAACAAGCUUUGAAGCUCCACCCAGAACAUGCUGACUCGCUCAACAAUUUGGCGAAUAUCAAACGAGAACAAAACAGAAUUCACGAGGCGAUGGAGCUAUACCAACGCGCACUCAAGGCCAAACCAGAUUUCCCAGCUGCUCAUUCCAAUCUUGCGAGCAUUCUUCAGCAGCAAGGUCGACAUCAUGAAGCAAUCGAGCAUUACAAACAGGCUAUUAGGAUUUUCCCUCAGUUUGCUGAUGCCUAUUCGAACAUGGGCAACACAUAUAAGGAAAUGGCUCGGAAUCAAGAAGCGAUCCAGUGCUACCAAUCAGCCAUUUCAAUCAAUCCUAACUUCGCCGACGCAUUUUCCAAUCUUGCAUCACUUCACAAAGAUUGUGGUAACACCGCCGAAGCUAUUCAGUACUUCGAUUUUGCGCUGCGCAUUCGACCCAACUUCCCCGAAGCAUUUUGUGCUCGCGCUCAUUGUCACCAGUACAUUUGCGAUUGGAACGAUUUCAAUUCACGCAACGUCAAGAUCGUUGAAAUUGUCGACGAGCAGUUGAAAAAGGCACGUCUUCCGUCUGUCCACCCACAUCACUCCAUGCUUUACCCUCUGUCUCAUCAUCAACGAAAGGCGAUCGCUGGCAAGCACGCUCAAUACUGUAAAGACAAGGUCGCAUUGUACCAGCGCCCUCCAACCAAAUUCGCCCCUCGACUCGGCAACAGGAGAAUAAAAAUUGGUUACGUCUCAUCUGACUUUGGCAAUCAUCCCACCGCGCAUCUUAUGCAGUCCAUUCCGGGUAUGCAUGACAGUAACAAUGUAGAAGUCUUCUGCUAUGCAUUGACACCCGACGACGGCACUACAUACUUCAAGAAGAUCAGCUCCGAAGCAGAACAUUUCACAGAUCUUUCACAGUACAUUGACACCGCCCAGGCGGCGGACAAAAUCAAAGCAGAUGGAAUCGACAUUCUGCUGAACAUGAACGGAUACACUAAGGGAGCGCGAAACGAAAUUUUCGCUCUCCGACCAGCGCCCAUUCAGGUGAUGUGGCUCGGUUAUCCAGGAACUUCUGGCGCUGACUUCAUGGACUACAUUCUCACCGAUGACCAAACCUCACCCGUCUCGUUGGUUGAGCAGUACUCAGAAAAACUCGCUUAUAUGGACCGAACAUUUUUUAUUGGCGAUCACGCACAGAUGUUUGCCCACAUGGAACGAAAGAUUCUUCUCUCUAAUGGCCGCUCAACUACCGCGAUGAUUAACUACCAAGAUCCCGAGACCCUUGCCCAGCUGAUGGGCUGCAUGUGCCUUCAAAUGGAAGAAAACUACAAAAGCGAGGAUGACGCGCUGAACUACGUUUCUAAUGAGUUAGCCGAAUACGCUGCUCUGGAUGAAAAUCACGACACAUCGAUAGCUCUUCAAAACAUGGUCAUCAAAGGGCAACAAUGUCUUCAAAUCGGCGACAUCAAAAUAGUCAACGGACUAAAUCUCGGUGCAUUUGAGCCCCAAGCUUCGCAAGGCGAAGCAAAAGUCCUCAAUGCUGUGUACACAAGUAGAAGACAAUACGGACUUCCAGACGAUGCCAUUGUUUACUGCAACUUCAACCAACUCUACAAGCUUGACCCGAACACGAUGAGUGCUUGGUGUAAUAUUCUCAAAAAAGUUCCCGAUGCCGUUAUUUGGCUUCUCCGAUUCCCCGCUCUUGGAGAGCGUUACGUACAUGAUUGGUGCUGGCGCCAUCACAAUAUUCCUAAAGAGAGGAUAAUUUUCUCCCCCGUCGCCGCUAAAGAAGAGCACGUUAGGCGAGGCCAACUCGCAGACGUCUGUCUUGACACUCCUCUCUGCAACGGACACACAACUGGUAUGGACGUCUUGUGGGCAGGCUGCCCGAUGGUCACGCUCCCGCUUGAAUCGUUCGCUUCCCGUGUUGCUUCCAGUCAGAUGAAGACUCUCGGCCUCAGUGAGCUCAUUGCGGAUGAUUACUCUUCAUAUGAAUCUAUCGCUAUCAGACUCGGAAACGAUGUAGACUACAGAAGAUCUAUUCGUUCGAGAUUAUAUAAUUUCCGUAUGAGUUCACGACUUUUCUCUGUGAAAGACUACGCAAGUUCGAUGGAACGGGUCUACCGAAAGAUGAUGGAUCGCUUUAAUGAAGGCCAACAACCUGAGCAUCUGCUCGAUUAA